GGGAGGAUCGAGAACUGGUGUGGUCUAUCAAUGGAGGAUGACGUAGAUCGACUCUUCCAAUGCUUCAAAUGCGGCGUCUCUCCUCCUCAAUCUGCUUUUAGACAAAGGAAGAAACGACAGCACAGUGUGAAGGCAAAUGAUUCAGCUCAAGCAGCAUCCACCUCCUGUAGCAUAACAUCUUCCAGCCCAGCAGGGGAAAGUCAUCGAGAUUCACCCGAAACCCAGCCCUCUAUCCAGAAUCCUUUUCCAUCAGCGGCCAUUACAACAAACUUGAACACCAAGAAGCAAUUUUCCCCAAUUGUCUUCUAUGGCUCACCGCAUGGGGUUCCUCCAAAGAGACCAGCUCGUUUGCUGCGAUUGUUACAUGAAAUUCGCGUUGAUCUCUCUGAAAAGAAUAAGUUGAGGGAGGACAUCUGGGCUACUUUCCCAAGGCAGGAUGAAGCAAUUAAAUAUGCCAAAGAGCAUUGUAAAUCUCAUGUUUUUUGUUACCAGGAUCAUGCAAAUGGCCAGAGAAGAUAUCUUGUUUCAACUUACCAGGAGUUUUGGAAAAGGUACAAGCAGAUGAACCCAAAGUUUCGCCACCACUAUGAAGUGAUUCAAGAGGGAUUACCAUGUCAUCUCUAUUUUGAUUUGGAAUUCAGUAAGAGAGAAAAUGUACAAAAGAAUGGAGAUGAAAUGGUCGAUCUCCUUCUAUCCAUUGUAUUUGAUGCCCUACAUGAGAAUUACAGUAUUGAUAAAAGCCAUGACUGCAUUGUAGAACUGGAUUCAUCCACUGAAGAAAAGUUUUCUCGUCAUUUAAUUCUCCGACUACCCAAGACUGCUUUUAAGGACAACUCACAUGCUGGUGCAUUUGUUGCUGAGGUCUGUUCACGUAUUCAUAAAUCAAGGGAGACAGAAGAAAGAUUUAAGAAUCUGUUUGUGUCGAAAGAUUCAAGUGAAACCAAUUGUCAGUGCCAGCUUUUUGUGGAUAAUGCUGUGUAUUCAAGAAACCGCUGCUUUCGCCUACCUCUAUCAUCUAAAGCCGGCAAGAGUUCUGUGCUUCUACCUAGUGGGCGGUUUAAAUGCAAGGACAUGAGUGAAGAAGAAGUGUUUAUGGCAUCCUUGAUUUGCAGCAUGGAUGAUGAUUGUGAGAAGCUUUUGAUUUGUAAGAUGGACACAGAUUGUGUGAAGUCUCUGCGCUUUGAUUCAGAGACUAGCAUUAAGUUUGAUAAGCAUUCUAAUUUAGCUCAAGAGUUUGACUGGAAUGCUUGCACAAUUGAUGCUUCAAGAACCUAUAUGAUGGGCAAAUCACCAUUCCCAUCUUUCGAUGUUUUCAUUGAAAAUGUUGCCUCCAUUGGAAAUAAAUCAGGGAAGAUUCGGAGUUGGUACUGGUUUUCAGAAUAUGGAUUGAUGAUAUAUAGCAUGUCAAGAAAUAGAUAUUGUGAACGGAUUGGCAGACAACAUAAAAGCAACCAUGUAAUGUACGUUGUUGAUAUUAGAAGGGGCAAUUAUUAUCAGAAGUGUCAUGAUCCUGAUUGCAGAGGAUAUCGAUCUCCUUUACGUCCAGUUCCAAACGGUGUUAUUCCCGAUCCUGGAGUUUUCCUCCACCUGUCAGGACAAACUGAGGUUCCAGUAGAUACAGCAUCAACAGCUGAUCAAAGUCUAAUGGAUAGCUGCAAGAAAGAGUGGUGGACUGAAGCCAUAAGACUUGCAGACCAGGUUGAAAGCAUACAGAGAACGCUAGAUCUAACUGGCAUGGCCGAAAAGUGGGAAGAAGAUGAUGACUGGUGGAGGGCUGUUGAAAGGACAGCAUCCCAGACAGAAUCGAAGUACUCUAGCCAAGCAUGACUACUAUUGCAAAAGUGUUCAGUUCAUAUUGCCUCGGCCAAGUUUGACCAUCUCCUGAAAGAAAGACGAAAGCCAAAGCAGAAAGACAGAUGAUUGAUUCAAGGGAGUGUUUGACUAAAAUUAACGUGGUUUCCACAGUUUAUGCGAUCUUGUUAACAGGAGGAUAUCAAUAGCUUCAUGAUUCAACCCUUAUUACAUGAUGGAUGGCUCAUCAACAUGAUCCCAACAGGACAGGGAUGUUCAAGCAUUUCUUUUUGCAUGUUCCAAUCAGUGAAAACUUGUAUAAUGAGGUGCUCCGUGCAUGAGUAGAAAUCUGAAUGACAUUAAUAAUUUUAGUAAGCUCAAGAGGCUUAUAACCCA
Molecule: messenger RNA, 2187 nt
Organism: Coffea eugenioides
Lineage: Eukaryota; Viridiplantae; Streptophyta; Magnoliopsida; Gentianales; Rubiaceae
Product: DNA-directed primase/polymerase protein
Exons: 14
Coding region: 31-1827 (598 amino acids)
Biological process (GO): error-prone translesion synthesis; mitochondrial DNA replication; replication fork processing
Cellular component (GO): mitochondrial matrix; nucleus
Molecular function (GO): DNA-directed DNA polymerase activity; chromatin binding
Source: RefSeq, a predicted model, not a curated record